Messenger RNA from Cheilinus undulatus (humphead wrasse), 3207 nucleotides. RefSeq names its product limb development membrane protein 1-like (gene lmbr1l). Bases 154 to 1632 code for a protein of 492 amino acids. The record is from RefSeq and is a predicted model, not a curated record. Gene Ontology annotation, biological process: signal transduction; receptor-mediated endocytosis. Gene Ontology annotation, molecular function: transmembrane signaling receptor activity. Lineage: Eukaryota; Metazoa; Chordata; Actinopteri; Labriformes; Labridae. The transcript has 17 exons.
UCAGUGUUGCAGCAGCAGGCUAGCUCAGCCAUUUAAAUGCAGCCGGGCAGACCACCCUCUCCACUACGGCUUUUCUGAGGAAAAUGACUUUUUAGCAGUUUCUCUCUCGUCCCAGCGCUUUUAAGCCUGAGGAUACGGGUAUGGUUUGGGAGAAUGGAAACGGAGGACGUGUCGGUUAGAGAGCAACUUUUCCACAACCGUGUGAGGGAGACCAUCAUCUGUGUACUCCUGUUUACAUGCCUCUACAUGGUGUCCUACCUCAUACUUACCCACUUCAAGAAGGCUGCAGAGUUUGUCACAGAUGAUACAGAGGAUGCCACUGUCAACAAAAUUGCGCUGUGGUUGUGCACGUUCACCCUGUCUGUGGCAGUGUGUGCUGUGCUCCUUCUCCCCAUUUCCAUUUUGUCCAAUGAGGUGCUGCUCACCUUCCCACAGAGCUACUACAUGCAGUGGCUCAAUGGAUCUCUUAUCCACGGAUUGUGGAACCUAGUCUUCCUUUUUUCAAAUUUGUCCUUGGUCUUCCUCAUGCCCUUUGCAUACUUCUUUACAGAGUCAGAGGGGUUUGCAGGGUCCAAAAAGGGGGUUAUGGCACGUGUUUAUGAAGCAGUUGUGCUGCUCUUGCUGCUGGCACUGCUUGUGCUGGGCAUUGUGUGGGUUGCAUCAGCCCUCCUCCAUGACAACAUAGCCAGGAAAAGCCUCUAUGACCUGUGGGAGUACUACCUUCCCUACCUGUACUCAGGCAUCUCUCUGUUUGGAGUGUUGCUGCUGUUGUUGUGCACCCCGUUUGGCUUGUCCCGAAUGUUCAGUGUAACUGGCAGCCUAUUGGUCAAACCCAGGCUGCUGGAAGAUGUGGAUGACACUUUAAACUGCACAACAUUUGAGGAAGAUGCUCUCUCUAGGAAACUGAACUGUGGCAGUACAUCAUGCUGGAUGAAGCUAAAUUUGGAGUCAAUGAAAAGAGAGUACCAAGCGGUCCAGAGCAAGCGCAUUGCCCUUGAAAUGCGGCGGAAAGCGUCCCCUUGGCAGAGAAACUUGGGCUUUCCACUGGCCAUGCUUGUGCUCCUUGGACUGACGGUGAUGUGUGUGCUGAUGGUCUGCUUUAAUGUGUUAGAGCUGCUCCUUGAUGAGACAGCCAUGCCCAGAGGGAUGGAGGACCCUCACCUGGGUAUGGCCUCCUUCUCAAUGUUUGGCUCUCUGGGUGCUGCAGUUCAAGUCGUUCUCAUCCUCUACCUGAUGGUGUCCUCAGUGGUGGGAUUCUACAGUUCUCCUCUCUUUACUAGCCUCCUGCCCCGUGCUCAGGACACCAACCUCACACAGAUGAUUGCAAACUGUGUUUCACUUCUCAUUCUGAGCUCAGCACUGCCCGUCUUUUCACGCACACUUGGAAUCACCCGCUUUGAUCUGCUGGGAGAUUUUGGCCGCUAUAACUGGCUCGGGAACUUCUACAUUGUCUUCCUAUACAACAUGCUGUUUGCUGGCCUCACCUCAGCCUCCCUCAUUAAGACGGUCACCUGGGCUGUUCAGAGAGAGCUCAUCCGUGCCUUUGGUCUCCACAGACUGCCUUUAACUGUUUCCCGCUCCACCGUCCCCUUCAGACUCCUCCUGGCCAGUGGACUGUCUAAAAUCCAGUGACUUUCUGCUUUGCCACUGCCUGUCUUAUCCUUGAGAAUCUGAGCCACUUCAAAUGUGCACCUUUUGGAUUAAAGGCAUUUGUAAUGAAUUCCCUUUGCCAGUUUAUACAUUGGUCAGCCCUGUGACAAGAGACUGGGGCUAAGUGACAGAUCUGUGGAAGCUCUAAUUGAAGCUGUGACUGAUAUGUCAGGAUCCACUCGUAUGACUUUAUAUAACUACAAGGACAAGUGCUGGUACAUGUUUUUUAGCUGAGUCAUGGUUAAGACUGGAACAAGGGAAAAGGGAUCUUUCAGUCCUGCCUUGUGGACAGUAAUGGGCAAUGCCCCUCCUAAAAACAUGAUGAAAAGAGGAUCCAGUGGAUGGCCGAUGUUCUGUCAACAUGUGGAAAGUCAGCAGUGUUCUUUUGAAAUAUUACUUUGUAACUGUGACAUAAUUUCCUCUUCCUGCUCCAGGUUGGUUGAGUGCUCUCCCUUUCUUCCCCACGCUUUUCCUCUCUUCAGUUGUAACACUAUUUUAAGAUUGGGAAUCUCACUUCCAUGUGGUCCAGUCUGCUCCAGUUUUUUGUUCAUUAAUGAGAGGAAGUUGUGGGGAAAAAAAGGACACAGAGUAGCCUGUUUGUCCGAGGAUCUGCAGGUUACAUACUGAAUGUGAGUGAGGUUAUAAUGUCGGAAUUAAGAGCAUUUUCUGUGGUGAUUUCUUAUUGAACAGGGUUUUUAUUUUUGUAGAUGUCAGUAAAUUUGAGUGAGGAUUACUCAUUUGAUUUACAAAAUUAGAGCUUUACUCUUUGUCUUAUGCAUGACUUUUGAAUGCCAUGUGACAAUCAGAGGAACUUUUGCCUUUGACCAAUCAAACUGUGAAUUAUUAAGAUUUUGUUUGGGAAAGUGCAAUAUUUUAUAAGCGACAUUCCACGUUUUAACUUUACCAAAAGUAAUUUCAAUGUGUUUUUAUGCUUUCUGUUAAUUUUUGUGAGUAUUUUUUAAUCGUAGUCCUGUAUGUUGUCUCUAGACAAAUGUUUAGUUGUGACACUAAUUUUUUAAAUAAGCAAAUGUGACAAUCAAAUCUCACAAUCCUUUCUGAUGUCGAUUUUUCUGCUUUGAUAACUUAAAUUCUAUUACAUUUGUCAGCUGUAUCUCGUGUUGGUGACCCUUUGUCACUGUUUGCCUCACCUGCUGUAUCAGCAGGUUAUUAGCAGUUGGUUUGACCAGCAGGGGACAGUGUCUCUUAAACCCAACACCAGCCUCUGUGUUGUGUUAGUCCGUCUUUGGUUAGUCAUUAUUUUAUGUAUUACAUGGAGCACUCUGAGGUUUACCCAUUUCACUUUUUCUGGGAAUUUUCUUUUGUUUUUGGGGAAGACACAUUUUUAUAAUGUACAGUUUGUGUCAUUAUUUAUGUGCUUGUUGGGAUAUCUGCUUCACAUGUGACAUCUUGAAAAUGUUGAAUGUGAUACAGUUGAGUUUUAAAAAUUUUAAGAAUGUUUUCAAAGCUAGAAAAUGUCAUUGUUUACCUUCGACAUGCUCUGAAUGGAGUUUUUAACAUCAUCAUUAACAGAAAGCAAUAAAAGUGGUGUGUUUUUAA